This is a messenger RNA of Dermatophagoides farinae (American house dust mite), 976 nucleotides long. RefSeq names its product cleavage and polyadenylation specificity factor subunit 5. The record is from RefSeq and is a predicted model, not a curated record. Gene Ontology annotation, cellular component: mRNA cleavage factor complex. Gene Ontology annotation, molecular function: mRNA binding. Gene Ontology annotation, biological process: mRNA 3'-end processing. Lineage: Eukaryota; Metazoa; Arthropoda; Arachnida; Sarcoptiformes; Pyroglyphidae.
UCAAAAGGCUGACACAAACACGUUUCGAAGGGUUCGCCAUCUGUGUGUGUUGAACAUACAUCUCACCCAUGAAUACAUUGAUCGCGAGCAAUAAUUUGUAUAAUCAAGAAAAAUUGAUUUUGAUUUUUUCAAAAUCCAGAUUUUUCUUUAUGUUCUCUAAUAUUUGAUUCAUGAUAGAAUCAUGACGACAACGGCAAAUUGGACAAAAAAUACAACCAACUAUAAGUAUAACGCAUCGAAUUCGUUGAAUUUGACUGUCAACCGUACAAUUAAUCUAUAUCCACUUUCGAAUUAUACAUUCGGUACAAAAGAUCCAUUGUUUGAAAAAGAUCCUUCUGUUGAAGCACGUUUUCAACGGUUGAGAGAUGAAUUCGAAAAAAUUGGUCAACGACGCUCGGUUGAAGGUGUUUUACUUGUACAUGAACACAAUUUACCUCAUGUUCUUCUUCUUCAAUUGGGAACGGCUUUUUUCAAAUUACCUGGCGGUGAAUUAAACCCCGGCGAAGAUGAAAUCGAUGGUCUCAAACGACAUUUGACCGAAACUCUUGGCCGUCAUGAUAAUGUUUCACAUGAUUGGGAUAUCGAAGAUACUAUUGGCAAUUGGUGGCGUCCAAAUUUUGAACCACCACAAUAUCCAUAUAUACCACCACAUAUAACCAAACCGAAAGAACAUAAACGUCUAUUCCUUGUACAAUUACCGGAAAAAGCUUAUUUUGCUGUACCAAAAAAUUAUAAACUUGUUGCUGCUCCAUUGUUUGAAUUAUAUGAUAAUUCACAAGGAUAUGGGCCAAUCAUUUCUAGUUUACCACAAACAUUAAGCCGUUUCAAUUUCAUCUAUAUGGAAUCAUGUAAUAAUACUAAUAACAUUAGUAAUAAUGAAAACCAAAAUACUAACAGUAAUAACAAAUCUUAAGGCAAACAAAAACAAAAAAUACACAUUUGAUCUCUAAUUCGAUCUAACAUUCGAAAACAAAAA